Messenger RNA from Cotesia congregata, 828 nucleotides. Lineage: Eukaryota; Metazoa; Arthropoda; Insecta; Hymenoptera; Braconidae. The record is from the annotation of a GenBank genome assembly.
AUGUCAUUUUUUGUCGACAUUGUAACAGAAGAUUCAUUUUACGAAAAUCUAACACUCGGGGUUGUUAAAUUACUUGAAGCGAGCCCAUGUGUUAAAAAUGUUAAAGUUGAAAGACAAAGUGCUUGUGAGAGAAGUGCCAUUUCGAGUUGGGAGCAGAGACACUGCUGUUUGUUACCAGAUGAUUUAAAACGUUUCUACGCUUCAACUGAUGGGUUUUCACUCAAUUGGAGUCUUGAUAUUGCUGGUGAAGAGUUUCCUGUCGGUAGGAUGACGAUAAAUGAAUUUGCUGGAUUGAAAAGAUUUAUCGGAAGCAAAGAGCAACAGCAACAGACUGAAAUUGAAUCGAAAUCACAAGAUGAUAGUGAGAUUAUUCCGUCAUUGGGUGGCCGAUGCAAACUUUUUGAAAUAGAUCAAUGUGGUGGAAUAGCUAAAAUUUUUUUGGUUUAUCACAUUAGACCGGAUUGGGAUGCAGAACCCGGGAUUUGGCUCUAUAACGAUGACAAUGCCGGUGGAAACUGGUAUCACCUAUCGGACACUUUUAUCAAGUACUUUAGAAUGAUGUUGGUACACUUGGGAUUACCUCUCUGGCAAUACUGUGUGGCUGGACUCGAUCUACCUACGUGGGUUGAACAAACCUACUAUUUAGUUGGACCUCAUUUAUUACCUACCGGUGGAGAAAGAGAAGAAAGAGAAGAAAGAGAAGAAAGAGAAAAACAAACCACCGAAACUAUUUCUGCUACAAUAUUUAAAGAUGCUCCUUAUAAUACUAUUGAUCCUUCUAUUUUUAAAACUCGCGAUAAUAAACAAAGAAACUCUAGAAAAAAAUAA